Messenger RNA from Phytophthora sojae, 2922 nucleotides. RefSeq lists its product as hypothetical. The transcript is spliced from 18 exons. Lineage: Eukaryota; Oomycota; Peronosporomycetes; Peronosporales; Peronosporaceae. Bases 1 to 2922 code for a protein of 973 amino acids. The record is from RefSeq and is a predicted model, not a curated record.
AUGCCGAACCAUGCCGACCCUCAGCUCGCGUCUCCGACCCUCCCCGCCCACGCAACGAGGCUCUUUAUUUUCGACACGGUGCCGGUCAUUCCGAGCGUGUCGACCGAUGUGCUGGCCUGCCAGCCGCGCCAGGACGCAGCAGGGUUGUCAUCGGACCCGCCAGCAAGCGUGUGGCAGCCGAAACGAGCGCGGACAGGAGACCUCGCGUCUCCGACCCUCCCCGCCCACGCAACGAGGCUCUUUAUUUUCGACACGGUGCCGGUCAUUCCGAGCGUGUCGACCGAUGUGCUGGCCUGCCAGCCGCGCCAGGACGCAGCAGGGUUGUCAUCGGACCCGCCAGCAAGCGUGUGGCAGCCGAAACGAGCGCGGACAGGAGACCUCGCGUCUCCGACCCUCCCCGCCCACGCAACGAGGCUCUUUAUUUUCGACACGGUGCCGGUCAUUCCGAGCGUGUCGACCGAUGUGCUGGCCUGCCAGCCGCGCCAGGACGCAGCAGGGUUGUCAUCGGACCCGCCAGCAAGCGUGUGGCAGCCGAAACGAGCGCGGACAGGAGACCUCGCGUCUCCGACCCUCCCCGCCCACGCAACGAGGCUCUUUAUUUUCGACACGGUGCCGGUCAUUCCGAGCGUGUCGACCGAUGUGCUGGCCUGCCAGCCGCGCCAGGACGCAGCAGGGUUGUCAUCGGACCCGCCAGCAAGCGUGUGGCAGCCGAAACGAGCGCGGACAGGAGACCUCGCGUCUCCGACCCUCCCCGCCCACGCAACGAGGCUCUUUAUUUUCGACACGGUGCCGGUCAUUCCGAGCGUGUCGACCGAUGUGCUGGCCUGCCAGCCGCGCCAGGACGCAGCAGGGCUGUCAUCGGACCCGCCAGCAAGCCUCGCGUCUCCGACCCUCCCCGCCCACGCAACGAGGCUCUUUAUUUUCGACACGGUGCCGGUCAUUCCGAGCGUGUCGACCGAUGUGCUGGCCUGCCAGCCGCGCCAGGACGCAGCAGGGCUGUCAUCGGACCCGCCAGCAAGCCUCGCGUCUCCGACCCUCCCCGCCCACGCAACGAGGCUCUUUAUUUUCGACACGGUGCCGGUCAUUCCGAGCGUGUCGACCGAUGUGCUGGCCUGCCAGCCGCGCCAGGACGCAGCAGGGCUGUCAUCGGACCCGCCAGCAAGCGUGUGGCAGCCGAAACGAGCGCGGACAGGAGACCUCGCGUCUCCGACCCUCCCCGCCCACGCAACGAGGCUCUUUAUUUUCGACACGGUGCCGGUCAUUCCGAGCGUGUCGACCGAUGUGCUGGCCUGCCAGCCGCGCCAGGACGCAGCAGGGCUGUCAUCGGACCCGCCAGCAAGCCUCGCGUCUCCGACCCUCCCCGCCCACGCAACGAGGCUCUUUAUUUUCGACACGGUGCCGGUCAUUCCGAGCGUGUCGACCGAUGUGCUGGCCUGCCAGCCGCGCCAGGACGCAGCAGGGCUGUCAUCGGACCCGCCAGCAAGCCUCGCGUCUCCGACCCUCCCCGCCCACGCAACGAGGCUCUUUAUUUUCGACACGGUGCCGGUCAUUCCGAGCGUGUCGACCGAUGUGCUGGCCUGCCAGCCGCGCCAGGACGCAGCAGGGCUGUCAUCGGACCCGCCAGCAAGCGUGUGGCAGCCGAAACGAGCGCGGACAGGAGACCUCGCGUCUCCGACCCUCCCCGCCCACGCAACGAGGCUCUUUAUUUUCGACACGGUGCCGGUCAUUCCGAGCGUGUCGACCGAUGUGCUGGCCUGCCAGCCGCGCCAGGACGCAGCAGGGCUGUCAUCGGACCCGCCAGCAAGCCUCGCGUCUCCGACCCUCCCCGCCCACGCAACGAGGCUCUUUAUUUUCGACACGGUGCCGGUCAUUCCGAGCGUGUCGACCGAUGUGCUGGCCUGCCAGCCGCGCCAGGACGCAGCAGGGCUGUCAUCGGACCCGCCAGCAAGCGUGUGGCAGCCGAAACGAGCGCGGACAGGAGACCUCGCGUCUCCGACCCUCCCCGCCCACGCAACGAGGCUCUUUAUUUUCGACACGGUGCCGGUCAUUCCGAGCGUGUCGACCGAUGUGCUGGCCUGCCAGCCGCGCCAGGACGCAGCAGGGCUGUCAUCGGACCCGCCAGCAAGCCUCGCGUCUCCGACCCUCCCCGCCCACGCAACGAGGCUCUUUAUUUUCGACACGGUGCCGGUCAUUCCGAGCGUGUCGACCGAUGUGCUGGCCUGCCAGCCGCGCCAGGACGCAGCAGGGUUGUCAUCGGACCCGCCAGCAAGCGUGUGGCAGCCGAAACGAGCGCGGACAGGAGACCUCGCGUCUCCGACCCUCCCCGCCCACGCAACGAGGCUCUUUAUUUUCGACACGGUGCCGGUCAUUCCGAGCGUGUCGACCGAUGUGCUGGCCUGCCAGCCGCGCCAGGACGCAGCAGGGUUGUCAUCGGACCCGCCAGCAAGCCUCGCGUCUCCGACCCUCCCCGCCCACGCAACGAGGCUCUUUAUUUUCGACACGGUGCCGGUCAUUCCGAGCGUGUCGACCGAUGUGCUGGCCUGCCAGCCGCGCCAGGACGCAGCAGGGUUGUCAUCGGACCCGCCAGCAAGCGUGUGGCAGCCGAAACGAGCGCGGACAGGAGACCUCGCGUCUCCGACCCUCCCCGCCCACGCAACGAGGCUCUUUAUUUUCGACACGGUGCCGGUCAUUCCGAGCGUGUCGACCGAUGUGCUGGCCUGCCAGCCGCGCCAGGACGCAGCAGGGCUGUCAUCGGACCCGCCAGCAAGCCUCGCGUCUCCGACCCUCCCCGCCCACGCAACGAGGCUCUUUAUUUUCGACACGGUGCCGGUCAUUCCGAGCGUGUCGACCGAUGUGCUGGCCUGCCAGCCGCGCCAGGACGCAGCAGGGCUGUCAUCGGACCCGCCAGCAAGCGUGUGGUAG